CUUCAUUUCCGCCACUACCCCGAUACUUCCGGAACCUGCGGAAACGGCCCGUUGCCAUGGCGGCUAUGUACACAGUUCUGCCGCGGCCAGUAGUGCUUGCGGUCGCUGCACAGGCAGCGGUGGCGCGGCGGGAGGGCCACUGCCUCCGGAGCGGUGAACAGGGGCCACGCGCCGCCCGGGUGGGGAGAAGCAAGACUGGAGAGGGGGUGUACGGCGAGGCGGCGGGCAGCGACUGGGAUCCGAACACUGCUCCACCUGGGAGUCCCCUGGCUUAGCUCGCUGAUCUGUGAAAUCCGAGCGGAGGAGAGAGCGCGGCAUCGUGAGGGGCCCUUUCGGGCAGGCUGCGGGAUAGGGUCUUCGGAUCUAACGUUCCCGGGUCCCACGAGGGCUCUGCGUCGCUGCCGAGGUUGAGAGGGCGCGAAGUGGGGGACCAGAGGUCUUCUGGACCCUUUUGUACUCGUCAGUUUUCGAACUGGAGGGGGCUUCGGGAUUGCCAGGUCGAUGCGCUCGCUGUACAGAUGAGAAAACCGCUCCAGAGAGGGACAGGAAUGGUCCCAGGGCCAACUGCCUCCCACAGUCCACGCAGGGGUCCGUAGUGACAGAAGAUGGACCCACAUGUGGAGAUUCAGCCGUCCUCUGACUUCCAGCCAUGACCAUCACUACCAACCACCAUUUCUUGAGUUCCUGCUCUGUGCUGGGCACUGUUCUGGACAUUGAGGGGGGAUUCAAAAGAGAUAAAGCACAGUUCUAUCCCUCAAGCAACUUGUAAUUCAAUUUGGGAGUGGAAACCCAUUCAAAUGAUGCGGCGUAAGAAUGGUAACAAGCAUUAUUUCACUAGAAUGGGCACUAGGAAAAAAGUUCAUGCAUUCGUCCGUGUCAAACCCACCGACGACUUCGCUCAUGACAUGAUCAAAUACGGAGAUGACAACAAAAGCAUUGAUAUUCACUUAAAAAAAGAUCUUCAGAGAGGAGUUGUCAAUAACAAGCAGACAGACUGGUCGUUCAAGCUGGAUGGAGUUCUCCACAAUGCCUCCCAGGACUUGGUUUACGAGACAGUCGCGAAGGAUGUGGUUGCUCAGGCCCUCGACGGAUACAAUGGUACCAUCAUGUGUUAUGGGCAGACAGGAGCCGGCAAGACAUACACCAUGACAGGGGCAACUGAGAAUUACAAGCACCGGGGGAUCCUUCCUCGUGCCCUCCAGCAGGUUUUUAGGAUGAUUGAAGAACGCCCCACACAUGCCAUCACUGUGCGUGUUUCCUACCUGGAAAUCUACAACGAGAGUCUAUUUGAUCUCCUGUCCACUCUGCCCUAUGUCGGACCGUCAGUCACACCAAUGACCAUUGUGGAAAACCCUCAAGGGGUCUUCGUUAAAGGCUUGUCAGUCCACCUUACAAGUCAGGAGGAGGAUGCCUUCAGCCUCCUUUUUGAGGGAGAGACCAACAGGAUUAUAGCCUCCCACACGAUGAACAAAAACUCAUCCAGGUCACACUGCAUUUUCACCAUCUAUGUGGAGGCCCAUUCACGGACUUUAUCAGACGAAAAGUACAUCACUUCCAAAAUUAACUUGGUGGAUCUAGCGGGCUCGGAAAGGCUGGGGAAGUCUGGGUCUGAGGGCCGCGUGCUGAAGGAAGCCACCUACAUCAACAAGUCGCUGUCAUUCCUGGAGCAGGCCAUCAUUGCCCUGGGGGACCAGAAGCGGGACCACAUCCCCUUCCGGCAGUGCAAGCUCACCCACGCCCUGAAGGACUCGUUAGGGGGAAAUUGCAAUAUGGUCCUCUUGACGAACAUCUAUGGAGAAGCCGCCCAGUUAGAAGAGACGCUGUCUUCACUGCGGUUCGCCAGCAGGAUGAAGCUGGUCACCACGGAGCCUGCCAUCAAUGAAAAGUACGAUGCUGAGCGAAUGGUCAAGAACCUGGAGAAGGAGCUGGCGCUGCUCAAGCAGGAGCUGGCCAUCCAUGACAGCCUGGCCAACCGCACCCUCGUGAACUACGAUCCCAUGGAUGAAAUCCAGAUCGCUGAGAUCAACUCCCAGGUGCGGAGGUACCUGGAGGGGACGCUGGACGAGAUUGACAUCAUCAACCUCAGACAGAUCCAGGAGGUGUUCAACCAGUUCCGGGUGGUGCUGAGCCAACAGGAACAGGAAGUGGAGUCCGCUUUGCGCAGGAAGUACACCCUCAUAGACAAGAAUGACUUCACCGCCAUUUCUGCAGUCCAGAAGGCAGGGCUUAUGGACGUUGAUGGCCACCUAGUGGGUGAGCCUGAUGGACAAGGCUUUGGACUCGGGGUCACCUCUUUCUCUACCAAACCUGGGAAGAAAUCCAAGUCCAAGAAGACGUUCAAAGAACAGCUCAGCUCCUCCGCAAGAAAGGAGGGCGCCAGCAGCCCUGUGAGUGGCAAGGAUUUUGAGGUCUCCACCUCCAAGACCCAGCUGACCCCAUCCUCCAAGGAGGGGGAUGUCAAAGACCUGCCUCUGCGGGACCUGGAAACCUCCAGCGCUGAGCCCCUUCCCUCGGACUCCCCAAAGGAGGAGUCACGCCCACCCAGGCCCAGUACCCCACCCCCCAAACCUGUGGCCUUCGAGGACUUUAAGAAUGAGCGGGGCAGUGAGAUCAACCGCAUCUUCAAAGAGAACAAAUCCAUCUUGAAUGAGCGGAGGAAAAGAGCCAGCGAGACCACGCAGCGCAUCAAUGCCAUCAAGCGGGAGAUGGACAUGACCAAGGAGGCGCUGAAUUUUCAGAAGUCACUCCGGGAGAAGCAAGGUGAGUAUGAGAACAAGGGGCUGAUGAUCAUCGAUGAGGAGGAAUUCCUGCUGAUUCUGAAGCUCAAAGACCUCAAGAAGCAGUACCGUGCUGAGUACCAGGACCUGCGUGACCUCAAGGCCGAGAUCCAGUACUGCCAGCACCUGGUGGAUCAGUGUCGUCACCGCCUGCUCACAGAAUUCGAUAUCUGGUACAAUGAGUCCUUCUUCAUCCCCGAGGACAUGCAGGUGUCACUGAAGCCAGGUAGCAGCAUCCGGCCAGGCAUGGUGCCUGUCAGCAGGCUCGUGUCUCUGGGAGAAGAUGACCAGGACAAGUUCAGCCAGCUACAGCAGAUGAUGCUGCCUGAGGGCCCUGACUCCAUCUCCUUCUACAAUGCCAAAGUCAAGACAGAACAGAAGCACAAUUACUUGAAAACCAUGAUGGGCCUUCGGCAGGGACACAGGAAGUAGGGACUCAUCGCCAGUGCCUUAAAGGACAAGACUCCCAGGAACUCCCGCCUGCUCUAGUGGGGCCGCUAAACCACCUGCCCAGAGCUCCAAACGCUCUGCUCCGAGGCUGGGGCCCAGCGCAGAGAACUCACGACAGCAACAUCCUUCGCUCGUCUUCCCAGAACACUUUUGGUUUCAAUUCACUAUCUUAUGUGCGGGGACAGGAUAAAAUAACCUUCUAGUCUGGACUUUUGAUGCUCACUCAAGAACUUGCUUUUUUAUUUCCCGUCCAGGAGGAUGUCUUCCCUGUGUACAGGUGGGGUCAGAACUGAGUCUCCAGUAAGAAGGUGAAAAAGUAGCUCAGCCACACUCCUUGUGGUGUGCCUUUGUCCCACUGGCCGGCCCCUUUCCUUCCCUGGAUGGACAUCCUGGGGGUGAACUGGGCCUGAGCAGCCCUGAUUCUCACAGCUGCUUCAAGCUGUAGGUCCUCUCAGGGCAUCCUCUCUGUGUUCCUGAGCCAGUGACGGCAGGAGGCCCUCCUUCCUCAGCAACCAGAAGAAGAAUGGGUCUAGGUGGAAAUGGCUGAAGGGCAGAUUUUUAUCUCACAAUAAGAGGCUUAAAAUGAGAGCAGUCUUAGGGGGAAGGUAGCAGCAAGGGCCCCACAGUAGGGGGCUCUCUGGCAAGAAGGUUACAGAACAUGCAUCGGAUAGAAGGUUGAACUGGAUGGCAUUGGUCCAAAGACCCCGUGAUUCUGACUUCAGCCCACCAGUGAGCAGAUGGAUGGGGGUUUGUGGAAGAGAGAAAGUAGAAAGGCAACCUUGAGGUCUCUGCCCUCUUCCUAUUCACCCCUUUCUCUUUCAUAAUGGACACACAGCGAUCCUAAAAGAGCUUUCAGAGACUCCUACUACCCCAAGGCUUUGCAGAGCAGCUUUGAAGUGCCCGACUUCAUCCCCCUGGAUGACACACAAGGGGACUGUCACUGACCAACCCUAAUGGUGUGCACCCAGCCCUCUUGGUCGGUCCUCACGUUUCCUCUGAUUUGGCCAAAUAGACAAGUCUGCCCAGGCUCUACCUACCCUCCCAGCUAGUGGAGGCCUUAAGCAGAGAGUUCUGAUUUUUUCUUGGCUGCAUCUCCUCUUACCAGGAC
This is a messenger RNA of Ailuropoda melanoleuca (giant panda), 4335 nucleotides long. It is a transcript of the gene KIF9, whose product is annotated as kinesin family member 9. Gene Ontology annotation, biological process: microtubule-based movement. Bases 798 to 3209 code for a protein of 803 amino acids. The record is from RefSeq and is a predicted model, not a curated record. Gene Ontology annotation, molecular function: microtubule motor activity; ATP binding; microtubule binding. The transcript has 22 exons. NCBI's taxonomy places the organism in Eukaryota, Metazoa, Chordata, Mammalia, Carnivora, Ursidae.